UCCUGUUGGCAUGCCUGUCUCCUGGGAGGCUCCUCUGGGAAAGCAAGAUGCCUGUCAACAGCACUGCCCUGUCGUUGGCCACCAUUACCUACAUCACUGUGGAGAUUCUCAUUGGGCUCUGCGCCAUAGUGGGCAACGUGAUGGUCAUCUGGGUGGUCAAGCUGAACCCUAGCCUGCAGACCACCACCUUCUAUUUCAUUGUCUCCCUAGCCCUGGCUGACAUUGCUGUUGGCGUCCUGGUCAUGCCUUUGGCCGUUGUCGUUAGCCUGGGCAUCACGACCCACUUUUAUAGCUGUCUUCUCAUGACCUGCCUGCUACUGGUCUUCACCCACGCCUCCAUCAUGUCCUUGCUAGCCAUUGCUGUGGACCGAUACCUGCGGGUCAAGCUCACAAUCAGAUACAGGAGGGUCACCACUCAAAGAAGAAUAUGGUUGGCCCUGGGCCUUUGCUGGCUGGUAUCAUUCCUGGUGGGAUUGACCCCCAUGUUUGGCUGGAACAUGAAACUGACCUCCGGGUACUACAGAAAUGUCACCUUCCUUUCAUGCCAAUUCCGUUCUGUCGUGAGGAUGGACUACAUGGUCUACUUCAGCUUCUUCACUUGGAUUUUCAUCCCCCUGGUUGUCAUGAGUGCCAUCUAUCUUGACAUCUUCUACGUCAUCCGGAACAAACUCAAUCUGAACUUUUCUGGCUCCAAAGAGACAGGAGCAUUUUAUGGACGGGAGUUCAAGACAGCCAAGUCUCUGUUUCUGGUUCUCUUCUUGUUUGCUUUGUCCUGGCUGCCUUUAUCCAUCAUCAACUGUAUCAUAUACUUUAAUGGUGAGGUACCACAAAUUGUGAUGUACUUGGGCAUCCUGCUGUCCCAUGCUAACUCCAUGAUGAACCCUAUCGUCUAUGCUUGUAAAAUAAAGAAGUUCAAGGAAACCUAUCUCUUGAUCCUCAAAGCCUGUAUGAUCUGCCAAUCCUCUGAUUCCUUGGAUCCAAGCAUUGAGCAGACUUCUGAGUAGUUAGCCAUGAGAGAUGACUCUCCAUCCCAUUCACCUUCAGAUUCAGCAUCAACAAACACUUGAGGUCCUAUCCACCUGGGCCAGAGGCUUUCACAUCCUUGAUUCCUUCCACUGAGGUGGGGAACAUUUGGCUCGCUGCCUCCAAUUUUACUUUUCCUACUACUCUCUUCCUUUAAUUCUAUUUUUUUUCCUUGUCCUUCUCUAAUUCAAUUUUAUGGAUGCCUGACUUGAGGACAAUGUUCUGUAGUUAUUACUGCCUGUGUUCCUCCUUCCCAAACAGGAGGAGAAGUCAUGGAAUCUGAAGGAUGCCUCAUUGACUUGCUGACAGAAGACACCAAUGGAGCUGGACAUAUACAUGAUGGUGAUUCAGUUCUCCUCCAUCGUGGAACUAAGCAGAGAACCCUGCUCUCAGCAGAUGCUGGGAGAUGGUGGGAACAGAAGGAGUGAACUGAGUUUAAGGGGAACUUAAACUGCUGAAUUCACCCAUAAAUGUA
Molecule: messenger RNA, 1498 nt
Organism: Diceros bicornis minor
Lineage: Eukaryota; Metazoa; Chordata; Mammalia; Perissodactyla; Rhinocerotidae
Gene: ADORA3
Product: adenosine A3 receptor
Exons: 2
Coding region: 48-1004 (318 amino acids)
Biological process (GO): G protein-coupled adenosine receptor signaling pathway
Cellular component (GO): membrane; dendrite; synapse
Molecular function (GO): G protein-coupled adenosine receptor activity
Source: RefSeq, a predicted model, not a curated record